CCUUGGAAGGAGUGAGAGAGAGAGUGGUUGAGUUAAUCAGAGAGAGAGCGAGAGAGAGAUCAGGGUAAAGGUUACUACUUCUUUCUGUGAUUUGUGAAGUGAAAUAAAGUGAAACUAGCUGUAUAAUGUCAUGGCAAGCAUAGCUAAGCAGUUUUCAAAGUCUUUCAAAUACCAUCAAGGCAUCAUGGAUUCUAUAUUCUCCGAAGUGUACUCGUGUGCCAUGUGGAUUAUGUGAACUUUAAACUUCCUUGAGAGCUCUCUCUCUCUUUAUCUCCAGGACUGGUGGCUGUGAGGAAUACACAGAAGACGUGGAGGAAGUGAGGAAACUGCAGGAUCAAACCAAAUCUAUAAGCAACAUUUCAACAUCUUUGUUGAAAACCCUAUAGUUUCCGCCAUUAUAUUGGUCUUGUUUUAAAUAUGAAAGCGUCUGGAUAAAAUCCGGCACAACGAGGAAGGAUGACUCAGAACAUGUUCCAGGAAGGCUUGUAUCAGGUGUUCGUCAGGGAGACUCAGAGUGAGCGGCCGCCUCCUGAAGCCAGCGAUGAGGGGGACCUGAGAGACGCGAGGAUCCGCCGCUGGUUCGGGACGGUGGUUGGCAGCAGAGUCUGUGUCACUGGGGCGACUCAGGCGGUCUCUGCCCUGGCCUGCAUACUAUCCACAGUUACCUAUUCCUGUGUGAGCUUCAACUGCUCCAUGAGCAUGACCAUGCCGGUGUGGUCCAGCGUGUUUUAUCUAGGCACAGGGGCUUUGGCUUUACUUCUCCCCAAGAAACCGACCAAAAUGCGGGUGGCCGCACUGAUGGUCCUCAACCUCUUCAGUUUCCUGCUGGGAUUCAGUGCUCUGCUGUCCUUCGCUGUGAACUCUGUGCACGCAGUAGCUCUCAAGACAAGCCAUCAGCGGAUUGGAUCGCGUGUAGCAGAGGGCAGCGCUAUAACCUUCACUGGGCUGUGUCUGCUGGCGUCCCUCUACACCCUGUUUCUGACCUGGAGGGGUUUACGUCGCUACAGCGCUCCCAACUCUCAGACCUACGGCCCAGUACCACAGCAUCUCGAUAACGGCACAUCUCCGCUACUGGAGCAAGCGGACCUCGGCCUUUAGAUCCAGCUCUUCAAGAGGACUCUGUGGCCCCUGGGUGCGUGUGGGGGCGCAGGCGGGGUCUCGGUGGUGCUACGAGGCCAGGGCGGGGGGGAGGUGCCAAGGCUGCACAGUGACAGGGCUGAGCAGGACAAGAGCAAUAGAACAACUAGAUACAUGUUUACAGAACAGCCAAAGAGGGAGAAAUGAACAGUUUGUAAGUUAUGGUGAAAAAAUAUCAUCAAUUAUAAAACCACUCCACGUUUCCAUCUCUCAAAAUAAAAAAACGAUGUUGUGCCAUGACAAGCAAA
Molecule: messenger RNA, 1385 nt
Organism: Gadus morhua (Atlantic cod)
Lineage: Eukaryota; Metazoa; Chordata; Actinopteri; Gadiformes; Gadidae
Gene: tmem253
Product: transmembrane protein 253
Exons: 7
Coding region: 457-1098 (213 amino acids)
Cellular component (GO): membrane
Source: RefSeq, a predicted model, not a curated record